Molecule: messenger RNA, 2846 nt
Organism: Asparagus officinalis (garden asparagus)
Lineage: Eukaryota; Viridiplantae; Streptophyta; Magnoliopsida; Asparagales; Asparagaceae
Product: TSL-kinase interacting protein 1
Exons: 14
Coding region: 236-2410 (724 amino acids)
Biological process (GO): pattern specification process
Cellular component (GO): nucleus
Molecular function (GO): chromatin binding
Source: RefSeq, a predicted model, not a curated record
AACCAAAAGGAAUUUUUUUAAAAAAAUAAGGGAAAAACGGAAAAGAAGAAGAAGAAAAAAAAAAUACCCCUUUUUCGAAAUCGUGCCAGGAUUAGGGCAUCGAAAAAUCUCAGUUUUGAUCCUCCUCGAUCAGAUCCGGUCAGUUUCGGUAAAUAACUCAGGCUGGAGCUUGCAGAUGGCUUGAUAUUGGAGCAUGCAUAUUCCAAAGAUAUAGGGUUCCUCUUGUGCCUUCAAGAUGGAAACACAGCCUCACGUCCCUUCACAAAUUCAAGGUCCUCAAGCAGAGGACUUAUUGAUAAAUGACAGAGGUUCUACUGCUCCUGCAACUCCUUUAGUGGCAGUGAAUGAGAAGCCAGCCAAAAAGGUGACACGGCAAUGGGCAGCUUGGACACGUCAAGAGGAAGAGAAUUUUUUUAAUGCAUUGCGGCAAGUCGGCAAGAAUUUUGAGAAGAUCACCUUUCGUGUACAAAGUAAAAAUAAAAAUCAGGUCCGGCACUAUUAUUAUCGCCUUGUGAGACGUAUGAACAAACUACUUGGUCCUGGAUUAUGUCUUGAUGCAAAAAAUUCCAAGGACACCAUUGCUGCCAUGCUUCGAUGGUGGUCCUUACUUGAAAAACAUAGCUGCCCUGCUUCAAAACUGCAUCUGAAGCCUCGGAGAUUUAAGAUAUUCCUAGAGUCUUUGGAAAACCAACUUCUGAAGGAUCGGAACAAAAUCAGAAGAAAACGACCUAGCCAGGGAGAAAAGUAUCUAAAUGUAGUUUCAGCAACUUCACUUCCUAGUAAGGCAUUGGAGAAUGAUGUUCAUCCAGUUGUCGACAUUCAAAAUACUAGUAAAGUGGAAUCAAAUGGUCCCUCUCAGAAACGAAAUAUGAGUGCAAAUAUCAACUUCAGCAAAGGGGAACUGCCUCCUGCAAGAUCAGUGAGGCAAAAGAGAAGACCAGGUGCAGGUCUUGUUGCAUCUGCUGCUUAUAGAAGAUGGGAGAAGGCAGCAAUGGCUGGUGUUUCCUUGGUUGCUGAUGCCGCUGAGCAGUUGGAACGAGCUACUAAUGGUGGAAACUGUUCUGUUGACCAAAUUAGAUCUGGGCAAAAGAAUAUUGAUUGUGCCGGUAACAAUCAAGGCCAUUUGUGCCCUCCAACUCUACUGGGAACAUGUUUACAUCAAAUUAAGGAUGCAGUCAUGCAGCCAGUGGUUAAACUAAAGCUCCAGUUGUUUCCAAUUGAUGAAAUUACCCGCAAAGCUUUAGAGAAGGAUGCAUGCAACCCACACUUGGAACUCACCUUAAGCAGCCGAAAAAGGAUUUCAUCUGUUCUUGAACAUCUCAACCGCAAAUGGGGAAGCUCAAGCAUAGCAUCGGGAGAACUCACACUUCUCCCUUAUAGUGCUCAGCAGGAGGAUAUAAGUUAUAGGAAAUGGACAGCAAAAGACACCAUCUCCAGUGCAGCAGAUGUUUAUGCUGCUGUGGGCAGCCCAACUAUUUUUCGGUUGAGGUAUGGCUGGUUCUCCAAUACUGAGCCUGUGAUGAGAGAAACACCUAACGUUGAGUCACCUGGACUUGCUCAACCACUUGCUCACAUUUCUGAACAACCUAUGAAGUCCUCUGGAGAUCUAUCAACUCCAUUAUCUUCUACUGUUAUUGUGCAUGAGCCGAUACCUGAAGAGCCCCCUUCAGAUCCUGAUGAUGAACUUCUGGGCUCAUCUGCACUAACGCCUACAUCUGAGAACAGAAAAAGAACUGGAGAUGGCCACUGUAGUGAACAGCAACAGGUUUCAGUUGUGGAUUGGGUUGAUAGCCUUACUAACAUUAGCAUUGGAGAUCUAUUAUCGGAAGCAUCCAGAGCUUCUAAGUCCAGUUGUGGUUAUUCUUCCCUUGGGAAAACUUGCCCUUCUCCUCAAGAGAAACCAUUUAGCAGUGAUGCAUUUGAUCCUGUACGAACUCAAACGGCCUCUUCGUCCAUGUGGAAUGCUGAAGAAACUUGCGAUGAGUUUUCGUUUAGAAUGGCACGAGCUUGUAUGAGUAGGGAUAGUCCAUCAAAUCCUUCCAUUAAGGAUCAUAAAGAGAUCGUUGUUUCUGAAUCUCUCUUUAAGAACCAUCUCAAGGUACCCCCUAAAUCUGGAGAUCUGGAGGUUGCAUCGGAAGCUGAGAAAGAUACAUCCUAUAAGGAAGAUAAAGAUGUCUCUCCGAAGGAUAUCAAUCUCAUGGACAUUUACUGGCCGGAUUCCUUGGGGCCAUUGGAACUGGAGAUGCCUUCAUCCUCCCGAUACCAGGGUCAAGAUGUAGUAAUUGGAGACAGCAAUAGUUUUGGCUUCUUGGGUCGUAUGAUAUCAAACAGUCUAGACGCAUUUCAAAAUUUCUCGUUAUUUGGACAGGAGAAGAGUGCAUCUAUACACCUGGAUACUAAUCUUAGUUGAUGAAGGGUGACAUCAUCCGAAGUUGUACAGAUUUUGCUAAUGUUGUAGUGUUCUCUGCGAGGGUGACAAAGUGGCAGGUUCGGCAAGUCUGAUGCAAACUGUUGAUCGUUGUUCUUGUUCUGUAGAUGAUGCAAUCGAAAAAUGUUCGGAUUUCAGAAGGCAGUUUAGUCCCCUUUUUAUUAUGACCUCAUGUAACUUUGUAUGUGCCCUGAACUUGUGGUCUCCUAGUCACCAGCAAAUGUCUUGGAUAGGAGAGAAAAAAACCCUCAUGUAACUUUGUAUGUGUACAUUGAGUGUUGUUGGCGUAUAACUAGAAGUUGGAAAAUUGGGACUUGAGCUCUAAGAUAGCUUGUAUGUUGAAAAGAAAAUUUACCGUUUUGCUGGAUGGAUGAAUUAUAGAGACUUUUUAUUUUUGGGAAAUAAAUGGUUUAAUUAU